GAAGAAAAGAUGCCAACAGUUGCUACGCCCGUCGAUCCUCGGUCACGCAAGACGAAGUUGCAACAGUUUUUGGACGAAGAUAUUAAACAAGAGUCUACUUCUCCAACAGCAGGUUCUGAGCAUGCAUCUACAACUUCUGGACAGCUACUCCAAGUAAUAUCAAGUACAAUUUCUCCAAAUAAGCUGUCCUCAGCGGAAAUGCAGUUUUAUCAUCGGGAUAUGCUGCGAGACUCCACAGAGAUUUUCGCAGACAGCAAAGCGGCAGAGCGGACACGCGAAGAAACACUGGCCAAGCGCCUGUUGCAGGACCAAUUUUCCAAACGCUGGGGAGCUUUGGUAGACCAACAGCACGAAAAUUUCACUACUGAGGGCAAGUUUCUGUGCAAGUGUCUGGAACGGUAUCGUAGUGCAAAAAGUUUGAGGAAAAUGCGGGAAGAACUUUGUCCAGACGAAUACCAAUUACGUCUUCUUUACGAGUUUCGGCACUUUCAGAACUCAGCCGCACUGCCUACUGAGGUCAUGUUUGCGCAUGUCUUGCGCGCUAGAUACAAGAACGCUUUCGAACUUUCUUUGCCUGAGAAACUUUUUCAACGUGGUGCUGUGCCUCGGAAAGACCUAGUAAACCGCGCGGGCAAUGUGGCUCAUCGAGUCCACAAGGAGUUAGUACUGGCAAGUCUGAUGCGAAACAGAAACUACACGAGAGGUCGACGAAAAUUGGGUGGAGCGAAGAACGCGCUGUUAGGCGUUGACGACGAAGAUCGACCGGACUCCAAAGCCGCCAAGUCUCGCCCUCUAGCAUCUCCAGUGAUACCAGCGCUAGCUGACGGAACGACGUUACCAACACUGCUGAGUUCUCCAGGUGGUGCUGGAGGUGGUCAGACUUCUUCUUCAUCCGACGAUCGUGAUCGUGGUCCGCCAGAAAGAACAGGCGUUCGUACUCAUUGGCGCGAUUUUGAGCUCACAGACACUGCCAUCUGGCGACGUAGCAGGAGGCAAAAAUGGACUAUGAUCGAAAAUCUGAGAGCACAGUUUCAAGAACGAAAAAGGUUGAAAGAGGAGGAAGAGGAACGGCGGGUGAGAGCGGAACAGAAGCGACAACGGAAGAUCAGACAGUCAGCGACGUAUAGAUUGGAAGAAGGGUUGGCAGACAUUGAAAGAGACCAAGUAGAGAAAACUACAACUACGAGUUAUUCGGCGGAAACGAAGAGGAAAGGUACAACUAGGGAAUGAUUUCGUACUUCUGGAGGUAGAAUGCUUUACUUCGUACUUGCAACUUGUUGAUUUUCAUCGACGAACUGGUGGCUGUUUUCAAACAUCAAAAUGCACCAGGAUAACAUCUCCUGCUCGACCGAAUAUGUUGAAUUAACUUACAUAUUCUCGUCUUUUACUUUCUGAUCGAACACCAGGUUUCCAACGGCAGGCCAAGACGAGUACCCAGAACAAUUUAGAUUUGCCCGGAUCUACUAUGCAAGAAUUCUCACCUUCGAAUCAAGAGUCGCCUCUCAGUGGAAGCAAAGUCGGCACACCGAAGUCCACCGGUUCUUCCCCAACUAAUUGGCAGUCACAGAGAACAACAAUAAAAACUGCGCAAAAGUGUGGGGUGCUGAAGUCUUCAACAUCAUCAAGCACGAGUAAGAACGACGAUAAUGCUAGUAUUGCUUCCAGUAGCCACGAUCAGGGGUCCGGGUUGCGGCAAUCAGGCGCUUACAAGCCAGUGGUUUCGAACAAGUCUGGCCUAGUAGGUCUUUCAUCUCCAUCGUACCCGUACGCAGAUUUGAUCAGAACUACCAAGAAAGUAAUGUCUCCACAGCCUCGCCGCUUUGGCCGUAAUAGUGCUACAAUCCUGGAAAACAUAAGCAAGGAAGAACAAGACUUUCAAAUUCCAGCUGAACACCUUGUGGAAACUAUGAGAAGGGACAAUGUGGCAGAUUUGGUCUGUGGCGACCCUGGUGCCUCCAGGUUGAGCAGUGUUGAGGAGCAACCUGCGAAGAAGACUUCUACACACGACAAGACUGGUGCGGCUUCCCAUGCAAGAACAUCUUCAUCAACAAGUCGUGUGAAUGUCGGCAGACUCUUGAUGGAGAACCGCGAUGCUGUGCUUAAUCACGCAGGACGCCAUGUCGAUCGGUCUUUUGGAGCAGUGUUUUCUAAUCGCGGUGUGUCUAACAUAGACAAAAUUGUAGCUCCACUUCCUGCUGUGCCAGUCCGGACAGGUCUGCAGCUUUGGCGAGCCCAGAGUGAUGGCAAAGCAAGGUACCUGGCGCAAGUGAGGAGUAGAACGAGUAAGAUGGUAAGCGGAGCAGCAGCAACUGGAGGUUCCGUUACUACUAAAACUAAUACUAGUCCUAGUACUUCUGUUGGAAAAGGUAAAGAAUCUAGAACUAUGGCAUCAUCACCACCAUCAAGUCGAAGUGCGACCUCUGCGUCUGGUGCUGUAGUUGCAAAAAAGAACAGAUCUUCCAGUAGUGCAGCAUCUUCUAGAAGUGCGGCGCGAGGACAGGGAUCCACUCCAGGAAGCAUCUCGACGUUAAGGCUACCAAGCGAGCAUCCUCAACAUCAUCCCUGCCUCAUUUUCAAGAGGGAAAUGGAUCCAGGGAUGGUCUCAGGGAUGCACGUUGGUAGUUCUAACGACGCCUAAGGGAGGAGCGAAGUCACCAAAAGGUGCUAAGAGUAAGAGUCCCAAAAGUUCUUAGAGCUGACUCAAGAGGAUCUGCAUGAGAAAAUCUUAUCGUAUUCCUUAACAAGAAAUUCAACUUGAAAUUCACAUGAGUACUCCGAAAAAUGUUUAUUGUUUUGGUACUACUAGUGCUAUUCCGAUGAUAAUCCGCAAAGUUAUAGAUACCGUGAUUUCAUCUCAGUCGGAGAUCCUCAGAGACCAUUUUACGAAGUUGCAUUUUUUUAAGGAGGAAGAACAGUUUUGUAAAGACAAGUAUGCAAGAGUGAAAUAAUGUAGAGCUAGACAAGGUCAAGGUCUAUGUCUUGAUCAAAAUGGGAGCUAAAUAAUACAGUAGGUGCAAAUAAUACAGUAGGUCUAGGUGCACCAAAUAAUACAGUAGGUGGAAAAAUCUAAGAAAGCAAAUAUACAACAUGAUAUUAUGAUGCAAGAAAUUCAUCAUGUACUAUGGGAUAGAAAACGAAAGUUUCGUCGUCACUCAGUUUGAAAUCUGUUCGUAUUAGAACUGCAUUCAUCUGCAAUAAAGGGGAAAGAACAGUGAUAUCCUCAAAAUCCUUUGACAAUGAAAAUGAUUCCUUGACUCAUCUUAGAAGCGUAGUAAUAAUGUCUAGAAGUGACAGACGAAAAACUGAAAAGUGAUUUGCAUGCCUCCUGUGAAGAACCUAAGACUCGC
Amoebophrya sp. A25 is the source of this 3347-nucleotide messenger RNA. NCBI's taxonomy places the organism in Eukaryota, Dinophyceae, Syndiniales, Amoebophryaceae. The record is from the annotation of a GenBank genome assembly.